Penicillium daleae is the source of this 1233-nucleotide messenger RNA. RefSeq names its product putative zinc metallopeptidase. The record is from RefSeq and is a predicted model, not a curated record. Lineage: Eukaryota; Fungi; Ascomycota; Eurotiomycetes; Eurotiales; Aspergillaceae. Gene Ontology annotation, molecular function: hydrolase activity. The coding region runs from base 1 to 1233 and encodes 410 amino acids. The transcript is spliced from 3 exons.
AUGCCGCUCCAAGAGUCUCCGGAUCACCCAGAUCAAGCUCCAACCCAUCUAAACAACCUCAUCAAUCGCUUCCGCCCCGACCUAACCCCCUUCGAAGAAACCUACCGCCACAUCCACGCCCACCCAGAACUCUCAGCCCAAGAAGAACAAACCGCCCAGUUAGCAUCCACUCACCUCCAAUCCCUCAACUAUGAAGUCCACACCCACAUCGGCGGCCACGGUGUCGCAGGAAUCCUCCACAACGGGACCGGCCCCGCCGUCCUGCUCCGCGCAGACAUGGACGCCCUCCCCGUAGAAGAAAAGACCGGCCUCCCCUACGCCAGCACCCGAUUCGUCCAGGACGAAGAUGGAGCACGCACCCCUGUCAUGCACGCCUGCGGCCACGACACGCACGUCACAAGUCUCCUCGCAGUAUCUACGCUCCUCCAUGCCGCGCGCGAACACUGGCGCGGGACAUUAAUCGUCGUGUUCCAGCCGUCCGAGGAACAUCUCAAUGGCGCUCAGGCUAUGCUACACGAUGGAUUUUACGAAAAAGUACCACGGCCGGAUAUCGUCCUCGCGCAACAUGUAAUGCGCAUGCGCGCAGGCACGGUAAACAUCCAACCUGGACCGUUACUCACCGCAGCGGACGCAUUUGAUAUUCGCAUCUUCGGACGCGGGGGCCACGGGUCUGCGCCGCAGACGACUAUUGAUCCGAUUUUGAUCGGGGCGGCUGUAGUGAUGCGAUUGCAGGGGAUUGUGUCGAGGGAGGUUGCGCCCGGGGAAGUCGCCGUUGUUUCGUGUGGGAGUAUUCAGGGCGGGAAUUCGGCGAAUACGAUUCCUGAUUAUUUGGAUCUGCAGCUUAGUGUGCGGACGCUCGAGGAUGGGGUGAGGGAGAAGAAGCCGAGGAUUAUUCGGACGGUGUCUUCGCCGGCGACUGUUAAUGAUGAGGUGAGUGUUGGUCGGUUGGGGGAUGUGUUUCGGGAGUAUUUUAGGGAUGCGCUGGUGGGGAUGGAGUCGCCGAGUGCGAGUGAGGAUUUCUCGUUGCUGGCAACGGCUGUUGGGGCGCCGUAUGUGAUGUGGAUGUUUGGGGGUGUGGAAGAGGAGACUUGGGAUGAGGCUGUUGCGAAGGGCACGGUGAAUGAGUUGCCGAGUAAUCAUUCGCCCUAUUUUGCGCCGGUCAUUCAGCCGACUCUGCGGACAGGCGUGGAUGCGAUGGCUCUUGGGGCAUUGACUUUCUUAGGGCGGAAGUGA